CGGGUCGAUAGCGUGCGCGCGCAGCACGGUGCGCUGGUAUCGAGCGGCGGUCGGGCUCGCGGACCCACAGUUCGAGUCCGGUCGCCGUCCAGCAUGGAGCCGCCCGCCAGCCGCCCGCUCGUCAACCCUGACGAGCACGGCGAAGUCGAUACCUCCAGAUACCCGGCUCCAAAAGAUGCAACCCACAAGGUCCGCGGUCGCAGCGACCUGCUGGAGCUCAUGUGCGGCGCCGGCGCGGUCGACCCUGAGCUCCUCACCGUCAAGACUUUCUACUUCUUCUUCUACUCGGCGUUCGGCUCCUUGUUCCCCUUGAUGGGCAUCUACUUCAAGCAGAUGGGUAUGAACGCGGGCCAGUGCGGCCUGCUCAUUGGAACUCGCCCUUUUGUGGAGUUUCUGUCGGCUCCAUUCUGGGGCAGUCUCGCAGACCGCUGGCGUAAAGGACGUACGCUGCUACUGGCCUCUCUCAGUGCUUGGAUCAUCUUUACGCUGCCUUUGAGCUGGGUGCAACCGGCGCCUGUGUCGUGCGUGCUUCCCAUUAACUCGACCGCCUACAACCUGACCGACCCCAGGUACGACGAGGACUGGACCACCCCGCCGCGCUCGUUCCGCGUCUCCGCCGACAAGGGGUCGCCUCUGCCGGUCAGCGACGCUCUCAACUAUGACUCCAAGGCGAACGGAGACUGGGUGACACCGCUGCAUUCCUUCAUUGUAUAUCGAACCCCGGACAUUCAAAAGACAUUCUUUCUGCUGUUAUUGCUGGUCGUGAUCGGCGAGUUCUUCAGUGCACCCGCCAUCACACUCGCUGACUCCGCCGUUAUCACCUUGCUUGGAGAGGACGCUGACAGGUACGGACACCAGCGUAUGUUUGGCUCGCUGGGCUGGGGGCUGGCGAUGUUCUUCGUCGGCAUAGCGCUGGACCACAGCACGUCAUUCAGUUCUCAUCCUUGCGGAGGUCCACAACGUUACGAAAAGAAUUACACGAUCUGUUUCGCGACCUUCUCCGUGCUCAUGGGGGCCGCCCUCAUCACUGCCACGCAGAUAAGAUUCAAGUAUGAGUUCGUUAGUGAGGAGCUUGCCCCUCCUCCGCCCCCUUCUGAGCCAACACACGAGGAGAAGAUGCAGCAACAACUCGCGCAACAACUACAGCUGCCCGGCCUGGACACCAGCGCGCCGCCUCCGCGACAACCCGACCUCGAACACGCCAAGGUCUUCGCACAGACAACACGCGAGAUGCCGGAGUGGGUAACGGUGCUGCGUCAGUUCCAGAACGUGAAGGCGGCUUCGUUCCUGUUCGUGGCUUGGUUCAUGGGCUUCGGUAUCGGCUUGAUCUUCACCUUCCUCUUCUGGCAUCUUCAGGACAUCAAUGGCUCUCCCACUCUCUACGGGGUUGCAUCUGUGAUUAACCACAUCUCGGAAAUAUUCGCGUACUUCUUCAGCUUCAAGCUCAUCACACAAAUGGGACACGUAAAGGUGCUGUGCUUGGGUCUGGCGGGAAACGUGCUGCGGUUCCUGUACAUCUCAUGGCUCUCGGACCCAUGGUGGGUGCUGCCCUUCGAGUUCGUCCAGGGAGUGACGCACGCGGCCGUGUGGGCGGCCUGCUGCUCCUACAUCGCUCAGAGAGCCCCGCCCGGUCUGCGCUCGUCCGCACAAGGCGUACUCCAAGGACUCCAUCACGGACUGGGGCGCGGGUGCGGGGCGGUGCUGGGCGGGAUCGCGGUCGCCAAGUGGGGCACAACGAGCACGUUCGCCGGCUACGGAAUACUGUGCGCGGUGGUGCUUGCCGUCUUCGCCUUCAUCAACUUCCGCGGGGGCGAGGAGCCGGACACGGGCGGCGCAGGAGAGGAAGAGGUCCGCGCCGUGGCGGAGGUGGGAGUACUGGCGCCGCACGGGGUGCCCUCCAAUCCGCUACCCCGCGCGCUCUCAUCGACGCGGCUGGCGGACCUGGCGCACCACGACUCUUACGGCGCCACCAACUCGCACGCCGGCGCUGACAGCCUGUCGGUGCCGCGACCCGCGAACCCCUUCCUCGCGGAGCCGCACCAGCAACUGCAGUAGUCGCCACCGGCUCCGUGGCCUGCCGCCUCGGCCAAGCGCUCGUCUCCUCAUCUGUUGUUUGUUGAUUUUUAUUGUGUUGUUGAACUUGAGAUGUUUAUUACGAGAUUCAUGUUGUACACAUUGUAGUGGUACCUGCAUAGCCGUGCUAAUUGUUGUGAUGAAUGCGUUUCGAUGUCAUUCUUUCAAAUAGUCAAUAUUAUAAUAUGAACUUAGUUUGUAAUGAAUGUCUAUAUAUAGAACUAAGUAAGGUAAUAUUAAAAUUGUUGUUGUUGUGUAUCGAUAUGUGUCCUGAGCGCUCGCCGGAGCCGACCGCUGGCAGUGAGUAGUGAGCAGUGAGCAAUGAGCAAUGAGCAAUGAGCAGUGAGCAUUGAGCAGUGGAGCAGUGAGCUGCCCGCGUCCCCCCGCUUCCAGCGCGUACUGCGGUGGCCUGCAGGAUGUCUGCUGUAGUUGUGUUGUUUGAUGCAGUACACUGUACAGUAUUCACAGCGUUUGUUUGGUAACUGACAUCACAAAAACGUCUUUGCAAACAUUAGGGUUGUAAGACGUGAGACGCGGCUCGAGAACUCAUGCUGAGAGAAUGAGGAGUGUAACAACCAUAUUGUAUGAUAGCCAUAUAUAUAAUUGUAUGUAUGUAUACAUGUUCGUCGUAAGAAGACCGGCACUAUAUUAUAUAUUUUUGCACUUGUGUAGCGGCACAGCGGCGCCCCCUUCCCUUGUCGAGGGGAGCCCUAUCUAACUACUCUCUACUUCAAAUGUACAUAAUAUAAAUGUGUAUUAUUAUUGAUUAAAUGUUACAAUCAUUGGAUGGUCAA
Bombyx mori (domestic silkworm) is the source of this 2867-nucleotide messenger RNA. It is a transcript of the gene jef, whose product is annotated as major facilitator superfamily domain-containing protein 6. The record is from RefSeq and is a predicted model, not a curated record. The transcript has 8 exons. Bases 94 to 2055 code for a protein of 653 amino acids. Gene Ontology annotation, cellular component: membrane. Lineage: Eukaryota; Metazoa; Arthropoda; Insecta; Lepidoptera; Bombycidae.